Molecule: messenger RNA, 633 nt
Organism: Anopheles funestus (African malaria mosquito)
Lineage: Eukaryota; Metazoa; Arthropoda; Insecta; Diptera; Culicidae
Gene: RpL30
Product: 60S ribosomal protein L30
Exons: 4
Coding region: 156-509 (117 amino acids)
Cellular component (GO): cytosolic large ribosomal subunit
Molecular function (GO): RNA binding; structural constituent of ribosome
Source: RefSeq, a predicted model, not a curated record
AUAUAAACUGUCACUUAUUAUAAAUAAUUUUUGUCCCACUGUGCGUCCAUCCAUGUACGGUACGUCAAAUUAACCAAGCUGAUUGUUGUCAAAAUUCUUUUCGCUGUAGCAUUUGAUCAGGUUCUAGAUCCGUCUAUCUUUGUUGAUUGUGCAAGAUGGUUACCGCCAAGAAGCAGAAAAAGGCUUUGGAGAGCAUCAACUCCCGCCUGGCGCUGGUAAUGAAAUCGGGCAAAUCUUGCCUUGGUUACAAACAGACUCUGCGAACUCUCCGCCAAGGAAAGGCCAAACUGGUUAUCAUUGCCAAUAACACGCCGCACCUCCGCAAAUCGGAGAUCGAGUACUACGCUAUGCUGGCCAAGACUGGCGUGCACCAUUACAAUGGCAACAACAUCGAGCUGGGUACGGCGUGCGGUAAAUACUUCCGUGUGUGCACCCUGUCGAUCACCGAUGCUGGAGACUCCGAUAUUAUUCGCAGCCUGCCGGAAGCACAAGCCGCUGGCGGACAGUAAAUGGUAAUGCGGUGUAUAUAUUCCGUCUGUUAACGGUUUCCCAUCGCGUGGAAAAUGUUGCAUUACGGGAAGUAAUAAAAUAAAGCCAACGGUGUCUGUGCGCACACACAGAAUCCGAUGAAAA